This is a messenger RNA of Macrobrachium nipponense, 1392 nucleotides long. RefSeq names its product insulin-degrading enzyme-like. The transcript is spliced from 8 exons. The record is from RefSeq and is a predicted model, not a curated record. Bases 505 to 1377 code for a protein of 290 amino acids. Gene Ontology annotation, biological process: peptide catabolic process. NCBI's taxonomy places the organism in Eukaryota, Metazoa, Arthropoda, Malacostraca, Decapoda, Palaemonidae. Gene Ontology annotation, molecular function: metalloendopeptidase activity; metal ion binding. Gene Ontology annotation, cellular component: mitochondrion; cytosol.
AAGGUAUUGUUUUAUUUUUUUUCACAGAAAGUUUAGAUGAACUGCAAGGCAUGGUGAUUGAUCUUUUCUCUGGGGUUGUAAAUAAGAAUGUCACAGUACCAGAGUGGACAACGCACCCUUUUGGCCCAGAUCAGUGUCGGAAGUUAGGCCAUGUUGUGCCUGUUAAAGACAUCAGAAAUCUUUACAUCACAUUCCCUAUACCAGACCUACAUCCUCAUUACAAAACUGCACCUGGUCAUUAUCUGGGCCACCUGAUUGGUCACGAAGGUCCUGGUUCAUUACUUUCUUACCUGAAGGGCUGUGGUUGGGUUAAUUCUUUAGUUGGCGGACAGAAGUCAGGAGCAAAAGGUUUUGCAUUCUUUGUAGUGAAUGUGGACUUAACAGAGGAAGGCAUUGAGCAUGUAGAGGACAUAGUCACAGCUGUGUUUCAGUAUUUGAAUUUACUGAAGAAUCAAGGACCUCAAGAAUGGGUUUUUAAGUAAUGAAUGCAGAGACUUGAGUGCAAUGAACUUCCGAUUCAAAGAUAAAGAACGUCCUCAGUCCUAUGUUUGUGGGUUGGCAGAGCAGCUCCAUUACUAUCCCUUGAAAGAGGUGUUGUGUGGUGGCUAUCUUCUGUCUGAGUAUAAACCAGAAUUGAUUGAAAAAGUUCUUGAUUGCCUCACUCCUAGUAAUAUUAGGAUUGCUGUGGUUGGCAAGGUGUUGGCAGAUAAAGUAACGGAAAAGGAGAAAUGGUAUGGAACUGAAUAUAAGAUGGAUAAUCUUUCUAAAGAGCAGUUGGAUCUCUGGGAAUCUGCUGGCUCUAAUGAUCUUCUUCACCUUCCUAACAAGAAUGAGUUUGUUCCAUCAUCAUUUGAUUUGUUGAAGGAAGAAAAGGGAAUUAGCAGUUUACCAGAAAUGGUUAUGGAAUGUCCUUUGGCAAGGUUAUGGUACAAGCAAGAUGACGAAUUCAAAUUGCCAAAAGCUGUUGUAUAUAUGGAACUUUUUAGUCCUUUGGCAUACUUUGAUCCACAUCACACAAACCUGUUGCACAUGUUUGCGCAGUUAUUCCGGGAUGCUCUAACAGAGUACACCUACGCUGCAGAACUAGCAGGACUCACAUACUCCCUUUGCAACACAAAGAAUGGUUUAACGCUUUCAGUUAAAGGCUACAAUGAUAAGCUACAUGUCUUGCUGGAAAAGAUACUAGAGCGCAUGACUUCUUUCGAAGUGGACCCAAAACGUUUUGAAAUUCUUAAGGAUGCUGUAAGUAUAUAUACAUCUUUGCAAGAUAAGUCAGUGAAGAUAGUUGCUGUCUGUAUGGUUUUCCAUUUAAAAUUUAUAGCGCAUUUUAGAUUUUGUCCAUUUUUUCCUUUUUGGAUACUGUAUUCCUGUUGUUGAUUUUUAGUCCUGCAG